UUUUGCAAACUCCGAUUGUCGUAAGUCGCUAUUGUGCAACUAUUAUUUAAUACGGUUUAAUCAAAGCCAUUUUAAACACUCUGGUUGAAUUAAUAAAGAAAAAUUUUAUCAUGACCAUACAAAAAUCUGAUUCUCAACAAGAUAAUGAAGCCGAAGAAGCGUCACAAAAAGAUGUACCAUACUAUAAGUUGUACAAAUUCGCAACCCUUCUGGACAAAUUCCUCAUACUUCUGGCGAUCUUGGCAGCAAUGAUAUGCGGAGUCCUGCAGCCCUACCUGAUGAUACUCUUCGGAGAAGUUACCGGUGUUAUACUGGACUACUACGAAGCCAUACAGCAGAAUUUAACAGCGCAAGAAGAGCAAAUUGCCGAAGAUAAGCUUUUUGCAGGCACUCAGUACUUUGCCAUAAUGACCAGCAUCAGCGCUAUCGUUAUUAUAAUCACCACUUACAUAUCCGUAGUGUUUUUGACUCAAAGCUCUUUGAGACAGACUUUCAAAAUGCGAAAACUCUUCCUGGAAAAAACCCUCAACCAAGACAUCGGGUGGUACGACCAGAACCAAACCGGAGAUUUUGCUUCUGUCAUAACCGACAACAUUCCAAAAAUCGAAGACGGCUUAGGCGAAAAAUUGGGAAUGGUAGCUUUUCUGGCUACCACUUUUGUCGUAGGAAUAAUAUGGGCCUUGAUCAAGGGCUGGCAACUCGCCCUUGUAUGUUUAACAUCGUUGCCAUUGCAAACAGCUGUAAUGGGCGCAAUUGCUUGGUUUUCCGCCAAAUAUUGCAAACAAGAAAUGGCAGCUUACGGUAAAGCAGGUGCCGUAGCCGAAGAAGUUUUGAGUGCCAUUAGAACCGUGGUUGCUUUUGAUGGCCAAGACAAAGAAAUUUCAAGAUAUAGGAAGUUCGUUACAGAAGCUAAAAAAAACAACAUCAAACGAUGUCUAUUCAACGCCCUAAACCAAGGCUUUAUUUGGUUUUUAACCUACGGUUGCUAUGCUUUGGCUUUUUGGUACGGAGUCGGUUUGGUUAUCCAGGAACGCAAACUUCCCGAAAACGAAAGGAUUUAUACGCCUGCCAACAUGAUGGCGGUUUUUUUCUCCACGCUCAUUGCUACAUGGAAUUUCGGUACGAUUGGCCCUUACCUGGAAGUUUUUGGAAUGGCCAGAGGGGCGGCCUUCAAAGUUUUCCAGGUGCUGGACAGCGAACCAGAGAUGCACAAGCAGCAAGAUGUCGGUAAAAGACCUGAUUUCACCUCGGACAUUGUGUUUGAAAAUGUUAAGUUUCGGUAUCCGUCUAGACCGGAAGUACAGGUCUUGAAAGGCAUUAAUUUGGAAGUAAGCUUUGGAGAAACUGUAGCCUUGGUAGGCCAUUCAGGAUCUGGUAAGUCAACGGUUAUACAGCUAAUGCAAAGGUUCUACGAUCCAAAUUCUGGAAUGAUCACUGUGGACGGAGUCAACUUAAAAGACAUCAAUUUAAGCUAUUUGCGUCAAAAUGUCGGCGUGGUGAGUCAGGAGCCUUCUUUGUUCGCCGCCACAAUAGCUGAAAAUAUCCGCUACGGCAAACUUACCGCUACAAUGGAAGAAAUAAUUGCUGCUGCUAAAAAGGCAAACGCACACAAGUUUAUUACAAACAUGCCGCACGGUUAUCAAACGGUGAUUGGAGAAAGAGGAGCUCAAUUGUCAGGAGGUCAAAAGCAAAGGGUCGCUAUCGCCAGGGCUUUGAUUAAAACCCCAAACUUACUUUUACUUGACGAAGCUACUUCGGCUCUGGAUACUGCCAGUGAAGUUGAAGUGCAACAAGCAUUGGAUUCUAUUACAGGUGAAUGUACCAAAAUCGUUGUAGCUCACAGAUUAUCGACAAUAAGAAAUGCCAACAGGAUUGUGGUUUUUGAUAAAGGAGAUAUUGUUGAGGAAGGCUCGCAUCGUAAAUUAAUGGAAGCCAAAGGGGCUUAUUACAAUAUGGUCAGUUCUCAAGGCUAUACAGAGCUUGGCAAUGAAAUCGAUGUAAAAUCUACAAGAAAAGCAUCGAAAAGUUUCUCAACAAAAUCUGAUGGAGUCCAGGAAGUUGGCGAAGAAGAAACUAUCCAAGUUGAAGAAGUUAUUUAUUCAGGCACAAUAAUGAAAAUACUAAAAAUGAACAGGCCAGAGUGGUUACCGAUGGUUGUUGGUUCUUUAUCAGCUUUAAUGAACGGCUGCUCAUUACCACUUUACGGUAUAGUGUUUGGAGACAUACUGGGCUCUUUAUACAUUACAGACACAAUUAUACUAAGACAAGUUGCCAACAAUUACUGCCUCUAUUUCUUGUAUUUAGGCCUAGCAUCUGGACUAGCCAUGUUUCUUCAGAUUUAUGGGUUCGGUUACGCAGGAGAAAAACUAACCAAUCGUCUCAGGAAUAGAAUGUUUGCCUCGAUGCUCAAGCAAGAAAUUGGCUGGUUUGAUAGAAAAGAAAAUGGGGUCGGUGCCUUGUGUGCUAAGCUUUCAGGAGACGCUGCCAGCGUACAAGGUGCUGCAGGUUCAAGAAUAGGUCUUAUUCUCAACUCAGUAGCGACGUUCAUCUUGGCAGCUGCUAUCGGUUUUUACAUGGAAUGGAGAUUGACUCUGAUAACAGGAGUGUUUUUCCCUUUGCUAUUUUUCUCGAUAUCUUACGAAAGAAAAUCGGUUCAAGCUGACGCCCAGUUCACUCAGAAGCUUUUGGAAAAAUCGGCGAAAAUUGCUGUCGAAGCAAUCGACAACAUCAAAACCGUCAAAGCUUUGGGCUGUGAAAGUAUAUUUUGCGACUCUUACGAGAGGGAGCUUAUUUUUAGUAAGCGAGCUGGCUUUAAAAGAUCCCACCUGAAAGCUGUUAUAAUGGGAAUGGCUCGGAGUUUGCAGUUUUUAGCUUACGCUGGCGGCAUGACUUAUGGAGCUCAGUUACUGGUUAAACGUGAAACUGAUGCUGCAGUUGUUUUCAAGGUAUUGGAGGUUGUAAUAGCAAGCUCUUGGUCUGUGGGCAAUGCCUUAUCUUUUUCUUCGAAUAUGCAAAAGGGUAUUACAGCCGCAGGACGAAUAUUUGCUUUGUUUGCUAGAGAACCUAAAGUCAAGAACUGCGUGAAUUCUAUAUCACAUCAAAUGGAUACUCCAGUUGUGGAAUACUCCAAACUUCACUUUUCUUAUCCCACAAGACCAGCGAUACAAGUUCUGAAUGGUCUGGAUUUGUCGAUAAUGCACGGCAAAACGGUGGCUUUAGUUGGAGGCAGCGGAUGUGGGAAAUCCACAUUGAUACAGCUAUUGAUCCGAUUUUACGAUCCCACUUACGGUGAAGUUAGCGUGGAUGAUGACGAUAUUAGGACUUUGAACUUGAAGUGCUUGAGGUCUCAAUUGAGUUUAGUAAGUCAAGAACCCAACUUAUUUGACUUGACUAUAGCAGAAAACAUCAGCUACGGCAUAAACGACAGGGAAGUUUUAAUGAAGGAAAUUGAAGAAGCUGCCAAAGCUGCCAAUGUUCACUCUUUCAUUGCUAGUCUACCUUUGGGUUACGAAACAAGAUUGGGAAGUAAAGGUAAGCAACUGUCGGGCGGGCAAAAACAAAGAAUAGCAAUCGCCCGAGCCCUGAUACGCAAUCCAAAAAUAUUAUUGUUAGACGAAGCCACCUCCGCCUUGGAUAACGAAAGCGAAAAAGUUGUACAAGAAGCUUUGGAUAAUGCCAGGCAAGGCAGAACUUGCAUAACGAUAGCACACAGGCUGACCACCAUACAAGACGCCGACAUGAUUUGCGUGGUGAAAGAGGGCAGGAUUGCCGAAAAGGGCACGCACAAUGAACUGUUAGCCCUCAAAGGGCUUUAUUAUGAUUAUUACAAGUUACAGUCUGGACAAAGUUAGGAUUUUUCUAUUCUGUAAUCUUAAGAUAACUCUCGAAUGUUUGAAGUUGCAACAAAAAUUGACAGUACUGAGUAUUUUUGUAGACAAAUAAGUAUUAAAUAGUUGUAACCGAAACAAAGAUUGAUUUUAAGCGGGGGUGUUUUAUUUCAAGAAAUUUUUCGGUCAAAAUAAGCAAAUUAAGUAUUCAACUAUAACAAUAUAAGUAAAAUGAAGUGCAAGCUAAAAUAAUAUACAUAAUCAAGUUCUUAAUCAUAUAUCCACUAAUCACAAUAAUAAAACCACUCUCCACAUCAAUAUACUCUAAACCAGUAAAACCUUCAACUUUAGAAAAAUAUGUUGCAGCAAAAAUAUGCAUUAUUAUUUCAUAGAGAUUCCUGUACUAGUGAGUGCUGAAAUAGGAUAAGAAAACAGUGUUUUUUUUUUCAAUGGGACGGCCCUACAACAUCACUUUUCUUUUCGGUUGAAAACUAUUCUAGAUUAACUAACAUUUGUCUAAAAAUACUGCCCUUAGACAAGCCAAAUGAAGGUCCUUUACGAAAAUCCGCAUUUGGACCACAUGGAGAGUAAUAUUUGGUUGAAAUUAGGUUUCUGUUUGGCCCUUUUGCCAACGAUUGCGGCCCUUUUUGGAACGACUUAUUCGA
This is a messenger RNA of Ceutorhynchus assimilis (cabbage seed weevil), 4492 nucleotides long. Lineage: Eukaryota; Metazoa; Arthropoda; Insecta; Coleoptera; Curculionidae. The record is from the annotation of a GenBank genome assembly.